Messenger RNA from Tribolium madens (black flour beetle), 1081 nucleotides. RefSeq lists its product as uncharacterized. The transcript is spliced from 5 exons. Gene Ontology annotation, molecular function: protein binding. Gene Ontology annotation, biological process: oocyte axis specification. Gene Ontology annotation, cellular component: methylosome. The record is from RefSeq and is a predicted model, not a curated record. Lineage: Eukaryota; Metazoa; Arthropoda; Insecta; Coleoptera; Tenebrionidae. Bases 73 to 1050 code for a protein of 325 amino acids.
GUGAUUUUAGUGACAUUUUUUGCACCAAAACUUAACCUCAAACUCCUUUUUGAAUUUGUUAAAAUAUUUAAAAUGAUAGAAAACGAUCUAAAUACGGUAGUUUACCCACCAAAUAAAUCCCUUCAGCGGAAAAUCGAACUUUCAAAGACACCCGUCGUAUACGAACACUUACUUUUUCUAGAAUUUAACGAUAAAGACGAAUCAAUUCUUGGUUGUGCUAAUCUAAACGGGACACUUUGGGAAGGCACUUUAUUAUUUUUCUCCAAUGAAGAAAAUUUACUGCUUCUGAAACACAAUAGAAGCCUUGUUGGUUCUACAGUCUCUGAUGGGAAAUUUUUAAACGACAGUACUUUUGCUUUAGCCGAAGAUACUGGGCUUUUAAAUAUUCUUACAAUAUCACGUGAGAAUCAAACAAUACAGUCAGCAGGAUAUUAUAGAGAAGUUGAUCGCAUUCCAAAAAUCGCUGUUUGGAAAAACAGCUCACGGAUCCUCACCUGCUCAAAUAAAGCGGUAACCAUUUGGGACAUUAACAGCACUAUCAGAAAACCACUACAUCAUUUUCCCGAUUAUCACACAGAGCUUAUAAACUAUGUUGAUACACUCAGGUCAGAACCAAACGUCUUUGUAACAGCUUCAAUGGACCGGAAGUGUUGCAUUUGGGACGACCGCAAUCCGUGCCCUGCGUCAGUCUUGUAUAACAAUGAAUUUUGCUCUCUCACAAGCGUUGCUUGCAACCAACACAACACGAAUUACGUGGUUGUGGGAUCUGAAGGAGGCGAUAUUUACCUUUUAGAUAAACGCGAACCGAAAGACUUUAUUUCAGUUGCUAGUUGCAACUGUUACAUCUACAGAUUAGCUUUUGACGAUUCCAAUAAACUUGCAGUGUGUGGCGACAUUAAUAAAGUUUUAGUAUUCAAAUGCGAGGACGAAAUCUUAAACAGUGCUUAUUGCAACGAUAAACACUCCGGAAUCGUGCGAGGGUUAGCAUGGAAUAAAGAAACUUUAUAUUCCUGUGGUUUUGACAAACAAGUCGUCAAACAUUUAUUUUAAUAAGAACAUUAAAAACUUUUUCUUACAAUAA